Spodoptera littoralis (African cotton leafworm) is the source of this 654-nucleotide messenger RNA. Lineage: Eukaryota; Metazoa; Arthropoda; Insecta; Lepidoptera; Noctuidae. The record is from the annotation of a GenBank genome assembly.
AUGGUUCUUAUGACAAUGAUCGCAAGGGUCGUAGACGGCCUCCCUCUGGCCGCUACAAUGCAAGAAGAUGAACAGAGCGGCUGCAAUGUACUGGAGUAUCAAAAUCAGGCUAAAAUGCUGUUUAGAAAACUAGGCCCACAAUCGCCGACACGUUGCUCCAUCGAAACUGGGCCCUAUCUCUUCCAUUAUCUUAUUGAACACGAGAUCUGCUACUUAGUGUUGUGUGAGCGGAACUACAGUAAAAGACUAGCAUUCAGUUAUCUCGAGGAGAUAGCACAAGAGUUCUACCAACAAUACGGCAAGAGGGUGAACACAGUCACUCGACCCUACACAUUCAUAGAGUUCGACACCUGGAUGCAGCGCGCACGGCGGCAGUACGCGGAGGGUGGCGCACGCGCACGACGCGCGGGCGCCGCCGCCCAGCUCGGCGGCCAGCUUGGGGACGUGCAGCGCAUCAUGAUGCAAAAUAUCGACGAUGUGCUGCAGAGGGGAGCUAUAUUAUCAGAACUGGAUACCAAGACUCAGAACUUGUCAAUGAUGUCUUCAAAGUACAAGAAGGAUGCGACAUACCUAAACACUAAGUCCAUGCUUGUCAAGGUGACGGCGGGCGCAGUUAUACUGCUUGUGUUCGUGCUAUAUUUCUGGGUGCUUUAG